CGCGCGAGAAAGCGAGUCUCUUCCCAGUCAGGCACUCGUGGGUGUUCAGUACAAGUGCUACAUUAGACAGAGUACACACAGUAUGGCAUUCAUCAUAAGUCUACUGAAGAAGGGGUCCAUAGUGCUAUUGGUUCUACUGUGUGUGUCGCUCUAUAAACACCUGAAGACUAUGCAACCUCAGAAGAUGAUGGUAGAAGAAGCUGUAUUACCUAUGACCUGGUUUCCGACUCAGGAUCUUCAAGAACGAUUAGCACACAGACGACAACGUGUACAUGAGGUCUGCAACAAAUACGGUUUCAACUCCUCGAGAAACCAAAUCAUAAACUCGAAGGAAUUUCUGGUCAACAAAGAGCAUGGGCUCAUAUGGUGCAACGUUUUCAAGGCUGCCUCUUCCACUUGGAUGUGGCACUUCAACAUUCUUGCAGGAUAUACUGAAGAGGAAUUAUUGGAUAAUAUUAACGAUCCUUUGAACAUGGCCCGAGCAAGGUAUCCGAGACUGGACGAGCAGUCUCUCCGAACCGCUUUGCAGUCAUCUCCACCUCCUCUUGCCUUCAUGAUCGCCAGGCACCCUUUCAUUCGCCUGGUGUCAGCUUACAGGGAUAAGAUCGCAAGGUACGCGCCACCAUAUCAAAGCCUGCAUCAUCGUAUAAUGAAAGCACAUCCAGAGCUUGGGGUGGGGACAGCUAUUAAGCUACUGGGUAUUCUCUUUGGCCAACGCCAAUACCCCACCUUUCCCCAGUUCGUGCAGUACGUCUUAGACCAGCAUCGUAGUAAGCUGUCUUUAAACGAACAUUGGGAAUCCAUGUUUAAGUACUGUACGCCGUGCCAAGCCAACUUUACCGUGUUUGCAAAGGUUGAAACCCUAGAUGAAGACAGCAGUUAUAUUAUGCAUGCUUCGGGUAUCCAAGGUCUUCUAAAACCGAAGAUUAUCAACAGAGGUCAAGAGGGCUCCUCGGAAAAAGUAGCAAAGCAUUUCUUAUGUCAGUUAAGUAAGAGACAAAUACGGGGACUGAUUUCUCUUUACAAAUACGAUUUGGAAAUGUUCGAAUACGACCCAAAAAUGUACUUGGAUUGUGCAUCUGACUAAUAAGGAGUAUUUCAAUGUAGGACAGGGCUACCCAACUGUUAUGAGCAAAGGUCCAUUUAGGCAAGUUCCAAUAUAUUCAAAGGUCUGGAUAUAUAUUUCACAUGUAAUCACGAAAAUCUGAGGACUCGUAAGUUUCUCAUAUGAUUUUUAUUUAUUUCAUAUUCACUCGAAGACGUACACUUUCAAGAAUCCAUCGCCAGGACCUUCAUUUUACUGAGUAGCCCUGUUAUACCGUGUGGUAUUCUUUUGUAUAUUAGAUUUGCUUGGGUGACGUGCAAUGCAGAAAAUGAUAUUGUGCAAUCCUAAGUGGUAGAUACACCGAUAUUUUUUGGAUGAAAAUGGAAUAUUUUACAGAGAGCAAAUAAGACUGUGACAAUAGCUAUUGUAUAUAUCAAUAUGUACAGCGGAAAUAAAUAUUUAUGUGACAUAA
Penaeus indicus is the source of this 1517-nucleotide messenger RNA. Its product is annotated as carbohydrate sulfotransferase 11-like. The coding region runs from base 83 to 1087 and encodes 334 amino acids. Gene Ontology annotation, molecular function: sulfotransferase activity. Gene Ontology annotation, biological process: carbohydrate biosynthetic process. Gene Ontology annotation, cellular component: membrane. Lineage: Eukaryota; Metazoa; Arthropoda; Malacostraca; Decapoda; Penaeidae. The record is from RefSeq and is a predicted model, not a curated record. The transcript has 8 exons.